Messenger RNA from Drosophila navojoa, 1331 nucleotides. It is a transcript of the gene Tsen54, whose product is annotated as tRNA splicing endonuclease subunit 54. NCBI's taxonomy places the organism in Eukaryota, Metazoa, Arthropoda, Insecta, Diptera, Drosophilidae. Gene Ontology annotation, cellular component: tRNA-intron endonuclease complex. The record is from RefSeq and is a predicted model, not a curated record. Gene Ontology annotation, biological process: tRNA-type intron splice site recognition and cleavage.
CAGCGCCGCAGUUAACAGCUGUUUGUGGCUAGCAAAAUGAGCGGCGCGCAAGAAAACACAAUUGAAAUUUAUCCCAAAACGCGAUAUUUAAGUGCUUCAGAGCUUGUAGCACAGCGGCAUCCUGAAGUUGAAUCACCAAGAAACGGGCUUAAGCGCACCAACACUGAAGACAGUGCAGAGGAAACUGAGGAGUUAAAAAAUGCCUACGCUAAUUUGCGGAUGCAAUUAUCUGCUCGGCGUAUUGAGCGCCAUUCAGGCCGUGCUAUAGCCAUAUGGCGCGACGAUCAACAGGCUGCCGAAGUCGUGCGUAAAGAUGGAAAGUUUGAGAGUUUUGGCUACAGUCAACAAGGGAAGCUCUAUUUGGAAUAUUACGAGGCUUUAUUUCUGCUGGAAUUAAACCGCCUUCAAUUAGAGUACUGUGGAAUGAUUGUCUCCAUCGAACAGGCCUACGUCUUGUUGCUUGGUGAGGAGGCUAGUGAAAAGUAUAACAACUAUUUGGUCUAUUCGGCUUUGUCACGCGCUGGUUAUAUAGUUGUCAGGCAUCAGGAAGGGUAUCGAGCAGCGUCUAGUGACGUAGUUACUAGAGAUGACUGUAUUUGGGCUCUGUUGGAUGCUUCUUUAAGUAAUAAGCCUGUUCCCCUUCACAUCAAAGUCUCCCAAUUUUACAACGCUACGUUCGAGCGAAUGGUGCAGCUCAAGCAGCAAAUAAAAAAUCAAAGCACAGAAGCAACCACUGACGAGAUCAGCAUAAAUAAUGAGGUUAACGCCUUUAAGUUUGACACACGCAAGCGUAGAGCGCAAUCAGAACCAGCUGAGGAGCUAGCUAGCAAAAGGGCAAGUACAACAGGGAGAAGUCUUAUAGAUGACCUGAAAGAUGAGGAAAGCUACAGGAAAUUUCAACAAACUUUCGAAAAAUUGGAUAUAGUGCGGCUGCACAGCGUGGAUUACAACUGCGAUGUAGACUCGACAAUCCGCACCUUUAAGAUCACCUUUGAUUUGCAUCUUCAUAACGAAGGCUUCCGGAGAAGUUCUCCAAAGACACCCACCUUCAGCGUGAUUAUUCUACAGCACGACGAACCAUUUCCCACCCACAUCGAGAUGCUCCACUGCCAACGCCAGCAGAUGCGAGCAGAUGAGCGAGCGCCGCUGCUCGUCAUAUCCGUAAGCGAAUCGAAACACAUACAAGCGUUUCUUUAUUAUAUCAGUUAAUAAUUGCUCCUAUAAAUGUAUUUUGUAUAACCAUAUGGAAAAUAAUAAUUGCUAUUUUAUAUGCGUGUCCAUAAAAAGCUCUUUAAUUAUUUAGUUGACGUGCGUAGUUAAAAACUAUUCAA